UGGCACAAUGCAGAAUGUUUCGUGUCAGAGUGUCUUUGUGAUUUUAUUUGUUUCAGUAUGAUAUUGUGUUACAGCUAUCUGUUAGCACUAUGUCCUCGUUUCAGUUUUUAUUGUUCUUUUCAUUCUUUCAAUUAAUGAUACAUAAAGUUAAUAGUAGUUAUUGCAAUACAACCAAUGCGACAUCUUUAACGCCGUAUGGUCAACCUUGUUCAAGCUCUUUGAAUUGCAUAACAUCUUACUGUUUAAGCAGCCUGUGCCUUUGUCCAUCGGGUACUUACUUUGACCAGUGCAGUCUAACUUGUCAAGUCAGAUGCAAUGCAACUUUUCAGUCAUCGAGCAUUAGAAGUGGAAUCAUUUCAGGAGUAGAUUAUCCAUACAACUUUGAACCAUAUUCCUGUACUUGGACCAUACAACCAUAUUGGAGCAGCCAAUAUGUCACUUUUACGCUUACAGACGUACAUCUGCUAGGCUUUGGCUGUAGCUAUGGAAGCAUAGAAAUAUAUUCUUCCUCUACCCGUCUUUACUCUAUCUGUAGCUCGUCUCUGUCGGAAAGAUUUUUCGUCACUUUCUCGACUACGCUACGAAUUGUCGUAACACUGAGGUACAGCGGAUAUAGAGGUUUCCAAGGACGCUAUUCCAUCCAUGAUAACGUGUCAAGUCGCAAUGACAGAUCUGGUAUCAUUGCUAAUGUUGGCUAUCCUUGGUUAUAUACUUCUGGCACUCUGACCACAUGGAACAUUAUUGCCCAACCAGACCACAUUGUAACAUUGAAUAUAAGUUCAGUGGGUUAUUCAUAUUUGUAUAUAAAUGGUGGAAAUGGAAAUGUAUUAGUAAGCUAUCCAACAACUGUGGUUUCCACAAGAAACUCCCUUCUGGUUAACUCUUUGAAUCAAUACAACACAGGAUUUUUUUAUGCCACCUACAUGACUCAUGGAAAAUUUUAUAAUGAAGUCUGCGCCUCAACAAAUCAAUGUGAUUUUGGGUUGGUCUGUUCUGGCAGUAGAUGUGCAUGCUCAUCUAAUGAAUAUUACGACCAGUCCUCCAAGACUUGUCUGUUAAAAAAAUCUCAUGGCGAUACAUGUUCAACAAGCGUUUCUGGAAUGUGCAUGACAUACCUGACUUGCAGGCUUGACCGAUACAGUGUUUACAGGUGUCUCUGCUCAUCGUACACGUAUGUUUAUUUAAAUACCUGUCUAUCAGACAACAAUUUAAUUGCAUCUGUUUCAACUGAUUCUCUUAUUGCAACAAAUUUUAUCUUUGUAAAGUUGAACAGUUCUGUCCAGGUCACAGUGACUUACAAUGUUUCGUGGACAUCACAUCUGAAUCCUACUGACAGAGGUUACAACAUGACCAGUUCACGUGACGUUUAUGCUGCGCCUCUCACUCCUGCUACUGACUACACCUUUAUCAUAACAACCAUUUUACCAGCAGAUAACUAUUACCAGACCAAAUCUUAUCAAAACUCAUAUAAUAUGGCUACAAGAAGACUAUAUGACAAUGCAUGUUCAACAACAUCACAGUGCGAUGAACGACUUGAAUGUGUCAAUGGCAAAUGUGGCUGUCAGAGUCACUCAUUUUACAACACAGCUACACAGACGUGUCAAAACAGUCUAUCUCACGGGCAGACCUGCUCACCAAGUGUUUCACGCAUGUGCCAGACCCAUCUUACUUGCAGAUUAGAUCGGUAUAAUUCUUACAGGUGUUUGUGCUCAACAAUCACACAUUUUUAUUUGGGCUCUUGUUUAUUGGAUAGCAACUUGAUUGUUUAUGAUUCCAGCGAUUCUGUAGUUGAGCCAAAGUUUAUGUAUUUAAAGAUGAACAAUUCUGCCCAGUUCAGCGUGAUGUAUAAUGUGUCAUGGAUAUCUGUUCUCAAUGCCUCUGACAGGGGAUACAACACCACCAGCUCAAGAGAUGUUUAUCUUUCCCCUCUCACACCUGCCACUGAUUAUAAUAUCACCAUCGCCAGCACUCUACCAUCAGACAGCUACUACUUUGUUAAAUUUAUAAGAAAUACAAUUCUUAAAGCUACUAAGAGUUCUUAUGGCUAUCUAUGCACAAUGACUAUACUAUGUGAGAAGGGACUGGACUGUGUGAAUGGAUUAUGUGGUUGUCUAAGUGACUUCUACUACAAUGAACCUUCAAAAUCAUGUCAGAAAAAACUACACUACGGUUAUGAUUGCAAUGCUACCAAAGAAUGUCAAGACAGCCUUAGUUGCACAGGUGGAAGAUGUAAAUGUUUAACUGGACAAUACUAUCAUACUAACAACCGUUCUUGCUAUUCUUUUAAACUUUAUGGUAUGCAGUGUGAUGCAACCAUUCGAGACAUGUGCAAAGAUCCAGACUUUGUAUGUACUUCAGACGCUCAUGGACUGUCCAGAUGUCUUUGCUCAUUUAACACUUUCUAUGAUGGUUUUACCUGCUCGCAUAAUCUUGUAAGUGAAAUGGAACUGUCAAUCAAUCAAGUCAAUUUGACAUUUCAUAAAGCCUUUGGGCUGAGAAGCUUCAAUUUGAGUUGGAGUGCUACUGGAAACAGUCAUGAUUAUGGGUCACAGUUUAUCAAUGGGAAUCUUAUCAGUAUACAGAAACUGACCCCUGGUCAACAAUACAUCUUCACAGUAGCUACUAGCUUAACUUCAGAAAGUGAAUAUGAAAAUAACAAAACUCUACAGUCAAGGUUUUCUCUUGUUACAUAUCCAGCCAGUCCUGGUAAACUCUGGCUAGAGAGAAGUCAGUUAAACAAAUCUCCUUAUAUCUUGAAAUUCAACCAGUCACAAGGUGUUGUCAACAGUUAUCAAGUCACUAUCAAAACAGUGAACCUGAUGCAUGAAGUAAUUAUCCGCAGAGUCACUAACCCAGAAGUGAUUACUUUUGAUCUGUAUCCUAACACCCAAUACAUCUAUGAGAUUAUUGCUUACAAUAUGCUGGGAAAUCAGAGUGCUGCCACUACAGGAAAUUUCAUGAUCACAGCAGCUGAUGAUGAUGAAGGUAACAGUAGUAAGGAUUUUUUAACACCCUUAAUUGUCCUGGUCAGCAUUGGCUGGGUCAUUGCACUGGCUGCUUGUGUAACUAUAUUAAUUGUCUGUUUAAAGAUUCGCCAACGCAAGCCCAAGUUAGGUUUAAGUCCUAAAGACAGUACAGCAAGUGAACUUUCAGCAACUAGAUCUACUAGAGGAAGGAGCCGCAGUAUAAUAUUUGAAGAUGUGAUGGUCAAUGAUUACAAUUCAUUCCCGCAAAAUGUGCAACUUGAAACAGUAAACAACAAUGAAGACAAUACUUCCCAAAUAGCCAAGGAAGACACAGAUCCUCCAAACAAUUCAGUUUAUGUCAAUGCUUGUAUCAAGCCUAACAUCCUAGCAUCUAACAAUAUUUACGAUGUCAUUGGAGAUAUUAAUCCUGCAUUGAGGUUAAAUACUAAUUAAAGUGAAAAAUUACAUGGAAUCAGAGAAAGUUUUCAUUUAGCAUUCAGCAUUUAACCCAAUAGCUCCUAUUUCCGGUUCAAAAAAACCCUUUCAAAGUCCUAAGCAAGGAGGGAUAACUCCGUAUUUAAAAAAUCCUAAAAAAUAUGUAUUUUGCAAAAAAUAAUCAAAUUGAAGAUCUAGUACAAAUAAACAAACAGAUAACUUUAAAAAAUAGAACUAUAUGUCUAGUUUUAAAAAAUAUAUACGUUUAAUACCACUAGAUUAUAAAAAAGUUCAAAAAUACUCAUUUUCCCACGUGGGGGCUUAUACACUGGGGCUAUGGGCCUGUUCGUUUGAAAAAUUAUUUUAAAAAUAAAAACCUUCCCAAUUUUAUUAUGAAUAGAAUCUGUAAUCUCCAAAAUUAUUUGUAAUCACGCUUGCAACGAGUCUAAAAGAAAUCUUUUUUUUUUAAAGUUUAAAUCAAGUAUAUUGAAUAGGGGAUUUUAGAAACGGUUUAGGACAAAAACUGGAAAACGUUUCCAGCUGCAGAAGGAGCUAAUGGGUUAAAGACUGAAUACCAUAUUGUUAAUAUCUAAAUACUGUAUAUUAUCAUUAAGAAUUUAAGAUACUAAUAUUUAAAAUAUUACCGAGAUACAUUUCUUUCAAUUUUGCAAGUUUGUAAACAUAUUAUAUAAAGUGUAAACAGCCAUUGACCAUUCCAUGCUCUCAAGACCUAAAAAUAAGUUACAAUCUUUUAACUUUUUAUAAAAGAAUGAACUUGUAGUAAGUAACAUUAAAAUACUAUUUUUGAAAUUAUAUAUUAAUUCUUUAAACAUAAGUCAUUCUCAUGUUGAUUAUUAUUUUAACCAAAAAUCUUUUAAUUUAUUGAGAUCCAUUAAAGAUAUGUAUAUAUUCUUUCUUUUUCAACUAAAAUCUUUAAUUUGCAAGUAUAUGUAUACAAUAUUCUUCUUAGCCAUUUUGUAUGUUCCCUAAAACUUUGUUUUCUUCUUGAAUAAAUAAUGCUAAUGGAAUUUAAAAAUUUACAUCUGCUUUACAAUACAUAAUUAAUGUAAUAUUAUUAUCAAAUUACUUGUCUCUGUGGCAUUUUACUAUCUAUUCCUUUGCAACUUCUCACGUGACGAGGCCAAUCCAACUUAUAUUAUUUUUAUUUCAUGGAUCUGAGAAUCCUGGGAUCUGUUCAAUUAAUGCCAAGUUCUACUUUUGAUUAAUUCAGUCUGUGUGUCAAAUCUAACACUGAUGAAUAGCUCAGUGUAUUUAUUUAUUAAAAACAUCAGUAUGUUAUUGAUUGUUAUAACUGUGGUGGUGACAAAGGUAACAGUGUGUAUGUACUAAGAGCUGAUAAAUGGAAAUUUGAAGUGAAGUUUUCAAUGCAUUUACUGAGAUUCUUCUUUAAAAGUUUAAACCUCAAAUUCUCAGUAGGGUACUUCUUAACGACAGCAUUAGUGACAAAAGUAGAUGGAAAUCAUAAAAAAAUAAACAGAAUUACCACUGACGAAAUCUGGAGGGUGAGGUCAAGCGUGAUGCAACAAAAAUAAAAAAAAAUUAAAUGAAUUUCUGUGAUUUUUAUUCGUUACUAUGAGGAUGGUUAGAAAAUAUGGCAGGGUAACAAUAAAAUGAAAUAAAAAUAUAAAUAAAUCAUUUUAAUUAAAACCCAACAUUUAAGCUGAAUUGAAAAAAUACCCUGCAAAAAAAUAUUAUUUAGGCAAUGUAAUUCACAUAUGAACUUUAAAUAGAAUUAAUUAGAAGAAAUUGACUUUUUAAUGUGCACAAAAUGAUAUGCUUUGAAAUAAAUAUCUUAAAUAACAGUUUGUAUAAAUAAAAAUGAAUGGAAUCUUUGAUACUAUCCUCUUCAGGAUGUCAUCUCAGACCAAUACUUUUUUAUAAAAAGUCAAUCAGUCGACUAGAAGUCAAUCACUCUCUAUAGAUAGUUUUCAAACAUACUUCUGAUAAAUAGAAAGAACUGAUUUGGGACUAGGUUAAAAAAAAUGCACUAAGGAUUUUAUAUUAGAAAAUUAUAUUUAAUAAACAUAAUCUUCUUUUCAUUAUUGUCUUCACACAAAUCAUUUUCCGAUGCCUAGAUCUCAGCAAUCUUUCCAUUGAAUCAAUUGGCUUAACUUUCCAGUGUAAUUAAAUUAAAAAGGAAAUUAGGAAAAAAAAUCGGUGUAAAUUAAUAGUAGUCUUUCCGUACUCACAAUUAGGAAGUCUGUAACUUAGCUUUUAUUUGCCAAUUUUAUAAUUCACUUUUUGUUUUUGUAUUUUUAUUUAAAUAUCUCUUUUGGAUUGUAAUAGUACUAAUAAACAAUACAUUAGUAUAACACUAUGAGUGUAAAAAGUGUUAAUGGAACAUUUGCAUAGAAGGUUCAACAAACAGGCAUUAAGUUUUGAAAUAAAUCUCUAUAAAGUAAUUAUAAUAUACACUGAUAAAAAUUUAGAGAAAGCUGAAACCACGACUUCCUUUGAAUGAAUGUAAAUUAUGUACAUCUUGUAGGUGCCAUGGCUAAGUGGUUCAGCGCUUAUCUUCCGAUCCACGGGGAAUCCUAGUAAAGUAUGGAUUUUUAAUUUCGCAAUCUUUAGGGCUCCUCCUGAGUUCCCCCAGUUCUUAUGGGUACCUGACAUCAGCUGGGUUAAAGUAAAAGCAGUUUGUCAUUUGCUGCCUUAUGACACCCUCGUUAACAGAAAGCCUCAUUAACAGAUGACAUAUAAACCACAAGGUUUGAAAGGGGAAUUUCACUUAUGGUACAUCUUAUGUUUAAAAAUGUACAAACCUUAACAAAGUGAUCAAAUUUAAGGGUGAGCAAGAAAAACCUUAAAGUAGUAUACAAUUACUUAGACAAAACAUUUCCAAAAUGUACUUUUGUAAACCGUUUGAUGCAAGAUGAUGUGGUUGUGUUUUUAAUAAAUGUGUAAUGAAAUUUCA
Biomphalaria glabrata is the source of this 6336-nucleotide messenger RNA. RefSeq lists its product as uncharacterized. The record is from RefSeq and is a predicted model, not a curated record. Bases 90 to 3419 code for a protein of 1109 amino acids. The transcript has 20 exons. Gene Ontology annotation, molecular function: protein binding. NCBI's taxonomy places the organism in Eukaryota, Metazoa, Mollusca, Gastropoda, Planorbidae.